ACCAAAUAGCUUAGCAGUGGCUGCCCUGCCUUCAAAUUCAAAGUGAAGUAGUAGUAAAAUUGAAAAAAAUAAUAAAGAGCUUGACGGUUAUUCCUGCCUGGCAUAAGUUCCCUCCACACACGCAACCCACGCCCUCAACUUAACUACCAUUCUCAUAUUCUAGCUCCCCUACUUUGUAUAUAAAUCACAAAAACAGUUCUUGAAAACUGAUUUUAAAUUUUUAUAUUACUCAGGAACCAACUAAUUAACAAGUCCCCUUGCAUGUUGCGGAGCAGUUCGCGCCGACGAUCGCCGGCGAUCCGAUCCCGGAGAAUCAAACCGCCGCAUCCCUCGCCGUCGCCAUCUCCGUCGUCUCGUCGGAGGUCCAAAAAUAAGUCGAGGCCUGAUCUCAAGAUCUUGAAGCGCUGCUCAUCGGCGCCUCUGCUUCUCUCGAGAGGCAGAGACGAUUUCUUCGAAUAUGAGUUGAAGAGCGAAGGGAGCCUUUUCCGCCCUCAAACCUUCUCCGAAGCCUUCGUUUCUUCCCCUUCUCUCUUUGCUUCCUCUCCAAUCCUUGUACCUAACAAGUUACAUCAGAGGUAUGAGAAGGAAGCUAAGGUGGUGGUUAAUGUAACGGUUGAAGGAAGUCCAGGGCCAGUGAGAACCAUGGUGAAAUUGGGAUCCAGUGUGGAUGACACAAUAAAGCGCGUGAUCGAUAUAUAUAGAGAAGAAGGCAGGAGCCCCAGCCUCGACCUUGAUGCACCUUCAUCAACAUUCCAAUUGCAUCAAUCCCAUUUCAGUCUCCAAAGUUUGGACAAAUCAGAACUGAUCGGGGAUGUAGGUAGUAGAAGUUUUUAUCUACGGAAGAGUAAUGGAACAUCUGGCAUGGAUUCAUUUCACUCAGAAAGUACACCCGAAUUAGUUACACAUAGCUCUGUUCCAAAAACUCCGUCUCCGUUCUUUCUAGAGUCUUUUAUAGCCGGGAAGAUCAACAAAAUCGUAAGAAGGGCUAAAAGGCUCUGGAACAUGAUAGUUUGCUCGCAGUAAGGCCCGUAGGAAUUCUAUUUUCCUUCUGUAUAUAAACCUCCAACGGUGUCAACUGUCAACUAUCACGGAAAAGCAUGGCAUCCAUUUUUAUGUUGCUUUUUCCAUGAAACCACCGGACGGGUCUCCGCUGUGCGUAGAAUCAUUUCCAAUUUUCAAUACUUGAAUUAUUUAUUUAGUUUAAGAAAUAUGUUUUUAUAUCUAAAAUUAUGAACACUUAAUUUAAUUUGAAAAUAGAGAAUGAAAAUUUGAGUGUGCAAAAGAUUACAGUAAAAUUUAUUUAUCUUUUCCGAA
Arachis duranensis is the source of this 1314-nucleotide messenger RNA. RefSeq lists its product as uncharacterized. The coding region runs from base 262 to 1023 and encodes 253 amino acids. The transcript is spliced from 3 exons. The record is from RefSeq and is a predicted model, not a curated record. NCBI's taxonomy places the organism in Eukaryota, Viridiplantae, Streptophyta, Magnoliopsida, Fabales, Fabaceae.